AUGGCGCUGGGCGAGAAUGAGACUGGCCCGGGAGGCAACGAGAGCGCCCCGGCAACGUCGGCCUAUGCUAUUGUUCUGAUCUGCGGGGGCAUGGUGGUUAUUUGCUUGAUAACGCUGCUUGCGUCUUGUCGACCGGGGCUCCCGACGAGAGAUGACGACGAGGACGUGGAGAGAGCCCGUAUCCCUUUUCGGCUAGAGACUCUAAACCGCGUCUCCCCGCCGGCGAUUUAUCGGGAGUGGAAAAUAGGGCCGAACAAGAGCCAGCUUCGAUUUCCCUGGUCCAUGACGUGCCUCACCUGCGUUAUCUGCUUGGAGCCCUUCCAGAGCUCGUCAAAAAUCCGUUGCUUACCGUGCGGUCACCUUUUCCACUCGGUAUGCAUCCUGAUGUGGUUCCUCAAGCGCCACAACACCUGUCCGAUAUGCAAGUUCGACUACACUUCCGGCAGACGGGCUCGCGCCUCCCGGGCCCGCAGCAAUGGGACGAGACGGCUAGGACCUCCGUUGAGCUCGGGCCCGGAUUCUGUACGGUUCCUAACUUAA
Molecule: messenger RNA, 540 nt
Organism: Thermothelomyces thermophilus ATCC 42464
Lineage: Eukaryota; Fungi; Ascomycota; Sordariomycetes; Sordariales; Chaetomiaceae
Exons: 3
Coding region: 1-540 (179 amino acids)
Biological process (GO): ubiquitin-dependent protein catabolic process
Molecular function (GO): zinc ion binding; ubiquitin protein ligase activity
Source: RefSeq, a predicted model, not a curated record